AUGAAUCGCGACAGCAACGACACACAGCCCGUCAAGCUCACAGGCGAAGAGAUAGCAAAGCACAACUCCCGAGAAUCAUGCUGGGUCAUAGUGCACGGGCGAGCCUACGACGUCACCGAGUUCCUGCCCGAGCACCCGGGCGGCCCCAAGAUCAUCCUCAAGUACGCGGGCAAGGACGCCACGGAGGAGUAUGAGCCCAUCCACCCGCCAGACACCCUCGAGAAGUACCUCGACAAGUCGAAACAUCUCGGCGAGGUCGACAUGGGCACCGUCGAGGUCGAGGAGAAGGAGGUGGAUCCCGACGAGGAGGACAGGCAGAAGCGCAUCGCGCGCAUGCCUAUCCUCGAGCAGUGCUACAACCUCAUGGACUUCGAGGCCGUCGCGAGGUCCGUCAUGAAGAAGACUGCUUGGGCGUACUACUCGAGCGGUGCCGACGACGAGAUUACGAUGCGAGAAAAUCACAACGCCUUCCACAAGAUAUGGUUCCGGCCCCGAAUCCUCGUCGACGUCGAGAAAGUCGACAUCUCCACCACGAUGCUCGGAACGAAAGUCGACAUGCCAUUCUACGUGACGGCCACGGCGCUGGGCAAGCUCGGCCACCCAGAGGGCGAGGUCAUCCUGACCCGCGGCGCGAGCAAGCACAACGUGAUCCAGAUGAUCCCGACGCUGGCGUCGUGCUCGUUCGACGAGAUCAUGGACGCCGCGCAGGACGGCCAGUGCCAAUGGCUGCAGCUGUACGUGAACAAGGACAGGAAGGUAACGCGGCGCAUCGUCGAGCACGCCGAGAAGCGCGGCUGCAAGGGCCUCUUCAUCACCGUCGACGCGCCCCAGCUCGGCCGCAGAGAGAAGGACAUGCGCUCCAAGUUCUCCGACGUGGGCUCCAGCGUCCAGAGCUCCUCCGGAGGAGAGGUCGACCGGAGCCAGGGCGCCGCCCGCGCCAUCUCGUCAUUCAUUGACCCGAGCCUCAGCUGGAAGGACAUCCCCUGGUUCCAGAGCAUCACGAAAAUGCCAAUUAUCCUCAAGGGCGUCCAGUGCGUCGAGGAUGUCCUCCGCGCGGUCGAGGCUGGCGUCCAAGGUGUCGUCCUGUCUAACCACGGUGGUCGCCAACUCGAUACCGCUCCGUCGGCCAUUGAAGUCCUCGCUGAAGUUAUGCCCGCUCUCCGCGAGCGCGGCUGGCAAGAUCGCAUCGAAGUCUACAUUGAUGGUGGUGUACGCCGUGCUACUGAUAUUCUCAAGGCUAUUUGCUUGGGCGCAAAGGGUGUUGGUAUUGGAAGGCCUUUCUUGUAUGCCAUGUCUGCAUACGGCCUGCCUGGUGUCGACCGCGCCAUGCAACUCCUCAGGGACGAAAUGGAAAUGAACAUGCGACUCAUCGGCGCCUCGGAUAUCUCUCAACUCAACCCUACUCUGCUUGAUACGCGGGGAUUGAGCAUGCACACUGCGGUGGUGCCGAGUGAUACCCUGGGCAAGAAUGUUUAUGAUCCAUUGGUUGGUCCCAAGGAGAAGGCCAAAUUGUGA
Molecule: messenger RNA, 1515 nt
Organism: Aaosphaeria arxii CBS 175.79
Lineage: Eukaryota; Fungi; Ascomycota; Dothideomycetes; Pleosporales
Exons: 2
Coding region: 1-1515 (504 amino acids)
Biological process (GO): lactate metabolic process
Molecular function (GO): heme binding; L-lactate dehydrogenase (cytochrome) activity
Source: RefSeq, a predicted model, not a curated record